Messenger RNA from Brassica napus (rape), 1012 nucleotides. Its product is annotated as nifU-like protein 1, chloroplastic. Gene Ontology annotation, cellular component: mitochondrion. Lineage: Eukaryota; Viridiplantae; Streptophyta; Magnoliopsida; Brassicales; Brassicaceae. Gene Ontology annotation, molecular function: iron ion binding; iron-sulfur cluster binding. Bases 93 to 785 code for a protein of 230 amino acids. Gene Ontology annotation, biological process: iron-sulfur cluster assembly. The transcript is spliced from 4 exons. The record is from RefSeq and is a predicted model, not a curated record.
AAAUCAAGGGACCAAAUCGCAAAUUGUUAUAUUUAUUUUUGUGGCCACAGAAACACAAAACCAAUCAGAAUCCCACGACGACGACGACGACGAUGACGAUGGCUUCUCUCGCGACUUCCAUCGCCGGAACUGGAACCUCCAAGAUUCUCAUUUCGUCAACUUCAAAUAAAAUUGGGUUUCCCGUAAUCUCAUAUCCCAACUCGAGAGUCUUCUUCCUUUUCUCUAAAGCUGGGAUCUUUCCCCGAUCGGCGAUACGUGCUUCGAACCAAGAGGAAGCCACGGUUUCACCUUUCGAAUCCGUUGCAUCAUCGCCGGGCCUCUACUCAGCUCAGACUUUCGAUUUGACUCCUCAAAACGUCGACCUUGUCCUCGAAGAUGUUAGGCCGUUCCUUAUCUCCGACGGUGGGAACGUCGACGUUGUCUCUGUUGAAGACGGUGUCGUUUCUCUCAAACUCCAAGGCGCUUGUACUAGCUGUCCGAGUUCUUCAACAACGAUGACGAUGGGAAUCGAAAGGGUACUCAAGGAGAAGUUUGGAGAUGCUUUGAAAGACAUUCGACAAGUUUUCGAUGAAGAAGUUAAGCAUAUAACCGUGGAGGCAGUGAAUACUCAUCUUGAUAUACUGAGACCAGCGAUCAAGAACUACGGAGGAAGUGUGGAAGUUUUAUCAGUUGAAGGCGAAGACUGUGUUGUGAAGUACGUUGGACCAGAAUCCAUUGGAAUGGGAAUUAAAGCAGCGAUUAAAGAAAAGUUCAAGGACAUUUCUAAUGUUACCUUUACAAGCUAGACACUAUAUAUAUUAAAAAACACAAAGUUGCUCUUUGUUUGAGCUUAUUUCAUUUUGUAAUGUACACAUCACUAGUAGUCUCCUAGAGCCAUCUUGCAAGGUUGAUCAAGAACGGUGUGUAGACAAAGUAGUAUGUUGUUGUCCAAGUGAUCAAUCCCUUCACAAGAAAACAAAAAGAAACUCUUUUAUAUUGUUUUUGCUUAAAUAAGAUGCAUGUAUAAACACUC